Messenger RNA from Meloidogyne enterolobii, 516 nucleotides. The record is from the annotation of a GenBank genome assembly. NCBI's taxonomy places the organism in Eukaryota, Metazoa, Nematoda, Chromadorea, Rhabditida, Meloidogynidae.
AUGUUUAAGCAUAAAGAAAAUUUGAAGCAUAUUUCAACUAGUGGUUGUGAUAUUCUUGUUGGGACUCCUGGCCGUCUCACCGACUUUUUUAUGAAUGAAUUUCUUGACUUUGAAUUAAUGAAAAUUUUGGUUUUGGAUGAGGCUGACCAAUUACUUGAGGACAGUUUUGCACGUGAUCUGCGUCGUUUAACUAAAGUAAAUGGAUGGCCAAAGAAUGAGGACCGCCAAACUCUGCUUUUUAGUGCCACUUUUCCACCUGAAGUUCAACAGUGGGCGAGCGAGUGGCUCAAAAAGGAAAAUGUGAUGGUUUCAAAUCGUAAAUUGGUUGAUGCUAAUCCGCGUAUUAUUCAAAAGUUUAUGAAAGUUUCACGUGGUGAGAAGAACAAUGAACUUUUGAAAUUGCUUAAACAAGAGGAGGAAGAUGCCAAAAAAGAAAAUCGUAAAUUCCAUUAUUUUUAUUUCCAUAAUAUCCAUGCGACUUUCUUGACGAGAAGUUGUUUGGUUGUCCAUAUUUAA